Messenger RNA from Toxotes jaculatrix (banded archerfish), 4258 nucleotides. It is a transcript of the gene rabgef1, whose product is annotated as RAB guanine nucleotide exchange factor (GEF) 1. NCBI's taxonomy places the organism in Eukaryota, Metazoa, Chordata, Actinopteri, Toxotidae. The record is from RefSeq and is a predicted model, not a curated record. Gene Ontology annotation, cellular component: endocytic vesicle; cytosol. Gene Ontology annotation, molecular function: zinc ion binding; DNA binding; small GTPase binding. Gene Ontology annotation, biological process: vesicle-mediated transport. The transcript has 9 exons. The coding region runs from base 244 to 1779 and encodes 511 amino acids.
UAAAUAAACUACCGACUUUAAUCGGAAUGCUUAGGCAAAAACUGUAUUUUCUUUCUUAAAGAGUUUGACUGUUUUGAGAUGAUAAAUUGAAUAAAUGCCUCCAGUCUCAGUCUGAUAAUGUAAUAACCGGACUAUAGCGUCGUUACGAAGACGUCAGUGUCUAAACCUUGGCCGUUGGUCAUCGCGCAGAGGCGGUGUGUUCCUGCUUCAGCUCGGUGAAAGCUAAUCAGGUUGUCCAGCAUUAUGAGUCAGCGGACAGAGCGACGGGGUAUACAUGUGGACCAGUCAGACCUCCUGUGCAAAAAGGGAUGCGGUUACUACGGCAACGCAGCAUGGCAGGGUUUGUGCUCCAAGUGCUGGAGGGAAGAGUACCAGCGGGUACGGCAAAAACAGAUCCAGGACGACUGGGCCCUGGCAGAAAAGUUGCAACGAGAGGAGGAGGCAGCGUAUGCCAGUAGUCAUGGAGUUCAGACCCAGUCCCAAGCCCAGUCCACGGCACCACACCAAGGGCACACCUCUUUAGGACCCUUUUCCAAGUUUGAGGAGAAGAAAACCAAUGAGAAGACACGAAAGGUCACCACUGUUAAGAAGUUCUUCAGCCCGUCAUCACGUGCUGCUCCCAAGAAAGAAACCCAAGAGGGCAAGACACCCAGUCCAUCCAUUAGCCGCCACGCCAGCUUCGAGACAGACCAAGUGUCCAGGGACUUUGUUGACUUCUUGAAAAACCUCCAGAAGCCCGGCCGGGAGAUCCAUAAGCAGUGUCGAUCCUUCAUAGUGAACAUGUCAAGCAAGAAGGAUCUCAGUGCUGAGGAACUUUCAGAGUGCGUUCAGGAUUUCUACCAGGGCAUGGCUGACCGCUUAAUGAGUUACUUUAAAGGCUCUUCAGAUUCUGUGGAGCAGGUGAUGGACCAAGUGGAGAAAUACAUCAUGACGCGUCUGUAUAAGAGCGUGUUCUGUCCGGAAACCACGGAUGAUGAGAAGAAGGAUUUGGCCACACAGAACAGGAUAAGGGCUUUACACUGGGUGACAAUCCAGAUGCUGUGUGUGUCUAUGGAUGAAGAAAUCCCUGAAGUCUCUGAGAACGUGGUCAAAGCAAUAACAGAUAUCAUUGAGAUGGACUCGAAGAGGGUUCCUCGGGACAAACUUGCGUGCAUUACACGCUGCAGUAAACACAUCUUCAGUGCCAUUAGGAUCACCAAGAAUGAGCCGGCCUCCGCUGACGACUUUCUCCCUGCUCUCAUUUACAUUGUGCUCAAGGCUAACCCUCCACGACUUCAGUCCAACAUCCAGUACAUCACCCGCUUCUGUAACCCCAGUAGGCUGAUGACCGGAGAGGAUGGAUACUACUUCACUAACCUGUGUUGUGCAGCGGCCUUCAUCGAGAAGUUGGAUGCUCAGUCUCUCAACCUUUCUCCGGAGGAAUUUGAGCGCUACAUGUCAGGCCAAGCUUCACCACGACUCAACAGCUCUGAGGGUGACUGGCCCCACGCUGGCUCAGCACCUGGUGUGACUGCCACCAACCCAGUCCUGGCUCAGCUCAAUCACAACCUGGAGCUGCUGUCGAGCCUCACAAGCAAGCAGGAAAGGCUAAUGGAGGCUGCUCAGAGCCUGCAGGCUGACCUGCUCUCCUGGCCUGAGAGUGUACAGCGGGAGGUGCACGACAUCCUGGAGAAAUACCCCCUGGAGAUCAUGUCUUGCACAGUUUCUGCCAUUGAUGCCAACAACAUGGACAACGACAACCUGCCGCCACCCCUCACACCCCAAGUGUUUGCUGGGUAGUGGAGUCUACAAACGGAGGAAACAUUUCACACAGUGCAGCUGCUUUAAAGAAGUCAGCUCAUUGCCUGUGUUUUGAGUUUGAUCGUAACGUCCCAAAUACACAAAUCUCCUGAACAUUUUACUGAGCUUCUUCUGCACCUUAAAAGCUCAAACUGUGUCCAAAACCACUCCCUAUUUAAUAUAUGGUACACUAUACUUACUACACUUAUUUCCUUAAUUCAGAGUGAGUAAACUCAAUACUUAAUAGCACCAGCUACACCACCAACUAGCACUAGAAGGGUCUAACUUUAUUCACUUUCGGAAAAAAAUUUCUUGUAGUGUGUUAGGUGUGAAAGAAAUACUUGGCUAAAUUAACUAAAACACACAACCUGGUUGAUGUUACAUAAAGUGAAGUUGACAUUAGCCUGUUGGAGACGCCAACAUUUAUUUUCGCUCUACACAUAAGCUCCUUUUGUUAGUUAGUGACAGUAUUUGAUUUUAGUGAGUUAUGUGUGCCUAAAUUCAAAACAGCUUUUUCAGCAUUUUUUUUUUAUUUCUUCCCACUCUGGAUAAAAACAUAAUUGUACAGCUAUUUAGUUGACAAAUACAAAAUUACCAUAUACAGCAAGCAACACCCAGUCUUUAAUAACUGACAAAUGUUUUAAUGGCAGCAUUAAGUCGGAUCCUGUUUUAUUGUUUUUUUCCCACACUUUGCUAAUGUUAAAACGCUAAUGGUAGCUAGUUCCAAACAUCUUGUAAAAGACUGACGAUAAAGUUAUAUUUUCUCUGUAAUACUUGAAGAUUUCAGUCUUGUGUGUGUGGGUUUUUUGGACUUUUAUUUCACAUUUUUUACACAGAUGUUAUUGUCUUAUACUGCGUGAACAUUAGUUAAAUUAAGUGUGGCAGUAGUCCUAUGUGCUGUAAUACCUUUGUGACACUCCGCAUGGCUGAGGUCCACAGUUGGACUGAUGUGAUCGGGCAUUUAUCGUUACCUAAUCCUCAGCUGUCCCUGCUCUUUCAUUACAGCUGCUAAUCGUCAGUUUUCACUAGCAGAAUCCACAGUGUCCACGCAGAUCUCACAUUCUACAGCAAAUAUGAACAGGUAUUUGGUGGUGAGUUUAUUUUUCUGUUUGAGGCCAGUUUGACUUGUCAGUAUAGCUGCAUAAUCUAUUUUCUUGCUGUGUUUAAUAUUUUGUGUGGAGCAGUUUUAUGUAUCUGUCACUGAGUUUGGUGAAGUUGUAACUGAAAUCCAGCUGUAACAAAUUUAGAGGAAACAGAGAACCACUCCGGGACUAGUCCUGUCAUUGUCAGGUAUCAGAUUAACUUCAAGAGGCCCUUCAGUUAGUUCAGUUUUUAUUUUCAGUUUUUAUAAAUGCACUAUAUAUUUUAACAUUGUACUGUGUUUUUUAUAAUUGACUGUAUUUUGGCCUCUAUAACUAAUCAAUGUUAGGAUGUAGUAAGCAUCUUAUACUAAAAGAAAUGCAUUUUAAAUGUUGAUUUAGUUUGUGAUUUUGUGAUGCACUGUAUAAUAUCGAGUUUGACAUGAUCUGAUUGCCUGUUGAAACAUUGCUGCCCUACUACUGUUUUUUGUUGCUGUUGAUUCAUUGGCUUGAGGAUUGUUUUAAAUAGCAUCAUUCAUUCUAGAAAAGGGAAGAGUGAACAUGUAAAAUCCUGUGAAUGUUCAUGUAAUUUACGAUAUUUACUCGACUACAAAGAGAACCAGAAUUUAUCAUGUGUGGUUUAACAAAACCAUAAUAGCAGGAACCACUUUUAAGAAUAGGUCUGGUGAUAUUCUGUGUUUAUCUUACUGAGACGAAAACCAACAAUGAACUGAUCCAAAGGUCAAAAGUAUUUUCUUGUAGCCAGAGCCUGUUAUAUCUGAUAUAUAUGCACACACUGUAUAGUAGUCCUCAAAAAAGCCCUUUCUACCCCUGUUUGAAUGAUCUUAGCUAAAAACUGCAAUUCAUAGCUCUUUUAGAAAAAAAAUUGGGCCUUAGAAACUGGUGAGCUAAAUGGGGGCUGAGUCAGGAUAGACAGUGGAUUAACUAAGGCCAAACAGAUGGACUAACACUCUCUUGAUUUUGGCCUUUUCAUGGGGUUUGUUGACAGAAAGAAAAUCCAGAAUAACACCAGCAUUCUCCUUCAAACAUAUUCUGAAAUGUGAAAUAUCUCACCUGGCAGAGUCCGUACGAUUAAGGCUGCAGUGGUCUGGGUUCAUUUCUGGCUCUCCAGCUUUCCUGUCUGUCCUCUUACUGUCACUAUGUGAAGAAAGGCAAAAAUGUCCAAAAAAAAACAUUUCACACAUUUAAGGGUUUAAUAACGAAGUGUCCAUCAAACUGUCAUGAUAAAAUGUGUGUGUUUUCUGGAAAUUGGCUCAAUUAAACUAGAAGCUAAAGUCUUCUUUAGACAGAAUCAGAAAUAAUGAUUAAUUAUACGUAAAAGUGGUAUGAGUGCACGAAGGUGGAUGAUGCUAAGUGUUGGGAAAAAUAAAUAAAGAUAA